UGGCUGAUUGGCUUCAUACGUGCUGUAGAGGUGCUACAGUCAAAUGAACUUGAAAGUAUUCCUGAUGAUCUCCUCGUCUUUGCCUGUGUCGCACUGAUAUCAGAAAACUAAAGUCCAGAUGAGGAAAAGGAGGAAACACGUACUUUUCCGCGAACUUCACCAAGUACUCCACGGGAAGAUGCUACUACGAGUGUUAGCAGUAGCACAAGCAAUACAAAAGAGGCUGGUGAAGAUCGGUUCAUCGCUGCAAAUGGGACGAAAUCUGGUAGCAGUAGGAUUAUAUUGGAGAAGUCAACGUUAGCGCUUGAUGAUGAAGGACAAAUACCUCCCAAGAUCAUCGGAUGCACGGACAUAUUCUUUGUUUUGGAUUCAAGUGGGAACGUCCUGGAACAGUACGAAAACCAAAAACUACUGAUUGGCAAUAUACUCAUAGAACUUGGAGAAUCAGAACGCCAGGUAUAG
Messenger RNA from Strongylus vulgaris, 462 nucleotides. The record is from the annotation of a GenBank genome assembly. NCBI's taxonomy places the organism in Eukaryota, Metazoa, Nematoda, Chromadorea, Rhabditida, Strongylidae.